AUGAAGGAGCGUUCUUGGGCAGAUGUUGCAAGAGGAUCCGUUCGGCAGCCAGCGUGGUCUUGUCAGCAGCUAUCCUCCCGGGAGCUGGAGUUUAUGCAGGAAAGGUUCUCCGACGAGGUGGUUGAUAUCACGGAGGAGGAGCUGGAGGACGCUCGGGCGGAAUGGCGGAGCACGGCGGUCAUUGUUAGAAGUCUGGGGAGGAUAGUUCCAGGUGAGUGGAUCGCGAGGGAGAUCAAGAGGGUGGGUCGUUUGGACUAUAGUGUGGAGGUCUUCCCGCUGAUGGAUGGGUUCACAGUCCUCCGGUUUGCCAAGGAGGGUGAUCGCGAAGCUGCGGUGAUGAACGGCCCCUGGAUGGUGGCCGGGCAGCUUCUGGCGAUGGAUAGGUGGCGACCGAACUUCGUGCCCGGUGCCAUGGGGGUGGGUAGGGUGGUCGUCUGGCUCCGGCUGCCACGGCUACCAGUCGACUACUGGAGGAAGGAGACUAUCUACAAGAUUGCUGCAAGAGCUGGAAACCCAUUGGCGCUGGAUGGGUUCACGGAGCAGGGGCGGAGGUUUGGUUUCGCAAGGAUCAAAAUAGAGCUCGAUUGCUCUGGUCCCCUUAAACCGGGGACGCUGGUGAGGGGAAGAACCGGAGGUGUCGAGGAGGCUUUUUGGCAAAGCUUCGUCUAUGAGAACCUGCCUGCUCCGUGCUCCAAGUGCGGCCGGAUCGGGCACUCGGCGCCGAAUUGCGGUCGAUUCCCUCCGGUGGUGGGUACGGGGGAGACGGUGGAGACAGGGGGAGGAAGUUGUCUGGCAUAG
Messenger RNA from Phoenix dactylifera (date palm), 798 nucleotides. NCBI's taxonomy places the organism in Eukaryota, Viridiplantae, Streptophyta, Magnoliopsida, Arecales, Arecaceae. The record is from RefSeq and is a predicted model, not a curated record.